AUGUCGUCUUCCAGCGAGCACUUGGAGACCGCGGUCCUUUCACUCGACAGCUCGAACCAAUAUGCUCACUUCAAGAAGGUCCUCGACAAGUUGCGGACUGAUCCGCUGAGCAUCACCCCCGAGGAUGCACGUCGCCUAAGCGAGCAGGUGGAAGUCACCGAUCGCCGCUCUGCCUCAAUCGUCUCCGCCGUCGAAUCCCUCGCAUUGGUCAGCCAGGACCUCCAGCAGCCGGACGCUCAGGCGGGCCAGCCGCACAUGGUGCAUGAGGCUCGCCACACCCAGCACGUUCUCGUCAAUGAUCUCAAGGCCGCCGUAGACAGCAACCCCAACUCGGUGACUCCUGAUCUCCUCAAGGCCACGCAAGAGAUCGUCAGCAAGAUGCAGCAGGCAAUUGGUGCAGCCCAUGCGCCCCAGCCUGAGUUGGAGCCUGAGUUACAAAAGGAGCUUGCUAGAAUCAAGCCCAAGAUUGAGGAAGGCACCGUUACCAAGGCUGAAGCCGACAAUCUCCACUCCCUCGAAGCUCGUGCUCACGGCCACACCGAGAAGGGCGGCUUGACUGCUAAGGCCCAGUCGAUCGCUGCGAAACGCGAGCGUGCCCUGUCCCUCAGUGAUUCCACCAACGAGUCGAUCCAGACUUAUGCCAACCGCUCCAGCACCUCGAAUGGUCAGAUCCCUUCCACUCCCGCGUCAGUGACCGUGACCAAAGAGGCCACUACGCAUACUUUGGCGGAGAACAAGCAGAUUCCUCACCACACCCGCAACAGCAGCGCGGUAGAGGCGCACUAGGGGAG
This is a messenger RNA of Paraphaeosphaeria sporulosa, 791 nucleotides long. RefSeq lists its product as uncharacterized. The record is from RefSeq and is a predicted model, not a curated record. The transcript is spliced from 3 exons. Lineage: Eukaryota; Fungi; Ascomycota; Dothideomycetes; Pleosporales; Didymosphaeriaceae. Bases 1 to 786 code for a protein of 261 amino acids.